Esox lucius (northern pike) is the source of this 4119-nucleotide messenger RNA. RefSeq names its product guanine monophosphate synthase (gene gmps). Gene Ontology annotation, biological process: GMP biosynthetic process. Gene Ontology annotation, cellular component: cytosol. The record is from RefSeq and is a predicted model, not a curated record. Gene Ontology annotation, molecular function: GMP synthase activity; ATP binding; GMP synthase (glutamine-hydrolyzing) activity. Bases 231 to 2306 code for a protein of 691 amino acids. Lineage: Eukaryota; Metazoa; Chordata; Actinopteri; Esociformes; Esocidae. The transcript is spliced from 16 exons.
GUCUGUACUCACCAAAGGGGGACAGCAAAAGGCAUUGAGCGAAGUGGUCGGAACAGUGUACGGUCAUACAGGCAGUGAUCACUGUAGCUAGAGGAAGCGCUAGUAGCACAUACUUUCGUCAGCGGUCGGGGCACCAACUACGCGACUAAACACCACCACUAGUUCUCUCUUGUUGCGUACGGAGAUCUGAAAGACCGAGGAGUAGAGAGCUCAUUCAGCUACAGUCACUCAUGGCUCUGUGUAACGGAGACACCAAGCUGGACAUCAGCAGUGCUGAGCCCCAGAAUGGUUCUUGUGAGGGGGCGGUGGUGAUCCUGGAUGCCGGGGCUCAGUACGGCAAGGUGAUCGACAGGCGGGUCAGGGAGCUGUUUGUCCGCUCAGAGAUCCUGCCUCUGGAGACGCCAGCAUUCGCCAUCAGAGAGCAAGGCUUCAGAGCGAUAAUCAUCUCCGGCGGACCAAACUCUGUGUAUGCAGAGGAUGCCCCCUGGUUCGACCCGGCCAUAUUCACCAUCGGAAAGCCCGUGCUGGGCAUCUGCUAUGGCAUGCAGAUGAUGAAUAAGGUGUUCGGAGGCACGGUGCACAGGAAGAGCGUGAGGGAGGAUGGAGUGUUCAACAUCGGGCUGGACAGCACCUGCUCGCUCUUCAGGGGCCUGCAGAAAGAAGAACUGGUGCUGUUGACUCACGGGGACAGUGUGGACAAGGUGGCAGACGGCUUCAAAGUAGUAGCCCAGUCAGGGAGCAUCAUUGCGGGCAUCGCCAACGAGCAGAAGAAGCUGUACGGGACCCAGUUUCACCCAGAGGUGGAUCUGACAGAGCGGGGCAUUGAGAUGUUACGCAAUUUCCUGUUCGAGAUCGCCGGCUGCAGCUCCAACUUCACUGUCCAGAAUCGCCAGCAGUCCUGCAUCCAAGAGAUCCAGGAGAAAGUCGGCAAGUCCAAAGUGCUGGUUCUGCUGAGCGGUGGCGUGGACUCCACCGUGUGCACGGCCCUGCUGAACAAAGCGCUGAACCAGGAACAGGUGAUCGCGGUGCACAUCGACAAUGGCUUCAUGAGGAAGAGGGAGAGCCAGACGGUCGAGGAGGCGCUCACCAAGCUGGGCAUCAACCUCAAAGUGGUGAACGCGGCACACACCUUCUAUAACGGCACGACGACCCUGCCCAUCUCCGACGAGGACCGGACCCCGCGGAAGCGCAUAAGCAAGACCCUGAACAUGACCACCAACCCUGAGGAGAAGAGAAAGAUCAUCGGAGACACCUUCGUCAAGGUUGCCAAUGAGGUGAUCGGGGAGAUGAACCUGAAGCCGGAGGAGGUGUUCCUCGCCCAGGGCACGCUAAGGCCCGACCUCAUCGAGAGCGCAUCCCACCUCGCCAGCGGCAAGGCAGAGGUCAUCAAGACGCACCACAACGACACAGAGCUCAUCCGCAAGCUCCGAGAUGAGGGAAAAGUCAUUGAGCCUCUGAAGGACUUCCAUAAGGAUGAGGUGCGGGCACUUGGCAGAGAACUGGGACUGCCAGAGGAGAUUGUCUCUCGGCACCCUUUCCCUGGCCCCGGCCUAGCCAUCAGGGUGAUCUGUGCGGAUGAGCCCUACAUCUGUAAGGACUUCGCCGAGACCAACAACAUCCUGAAGAUCAUCACAGACUUCUCUGCCAUGGUCAAAAAGCCACACACUUUACUGCAGAGGGUGAAGUCGUGUAUAUCAGACGAGGAAGAGGAGAAACUCCUGCAGAUCACCAGCCUUCAUUCACUCAAUGCCUUCCUGCUGCCGAUCAAGACCGUCGGAGUCCAGGGUGACUGUCGUUCCUAUAGUUACGUGUGUGGGGUCACCAGUAAAGAGGCUCCACACUGGGAAUCCCUUAUGUUCUUGGCCAGACUCAUCCCUCGUAUGUGCCACACCAUAAACAGAGUCGUGUAUGUAUUCGGGUCCCACGUUAAGGAGCCGCCCACGGACAUCACUCCCACCUUCCUGACCACGGGCGUUCUCAGCACACUCAGGCAGGCCGACUUCGUGGCCCACUCUAUCCUCAGAGAGUCUGGUUACUCCGGUAAGAUUAGUCAGAUGCCAGUCAUCCUGACCCCUCUGCACUUUGACCGCGACUCCUCGCAGAAGCAGCCGUCCUGUCGGCGCUCCGUGGUCGUCAGAACCUUCAUCACCAGCGACUUCAUGACCGGGAUCCCGGCGACGCCAGGGAACCACAUCCCCGAAGAGGUGGUGCUGAAGAUGGUGAAUGAGAUCAAGAAGAUCCCUGGCAUCUCCCGGGUGAUGUUUGACCUGACAUCCAAACCCCCUGGCACAACAGAGUGGGAGUAGAGCUUAAUAAUGAGAGGGAGGCAGAAGGAGUGGCAAUCUCCUCUCUCCCUCUCCUCCUCCACCCUUUCUCUCUCCCAACACCUCUGCACUCCUUUGGCCUGCCCCCCCAUCACCCAAUCACACCUCUCCUUUUCCGUUCCCGUCCCUUUUCUCUCUAGAACAUUCCCACGGAAAGCAGGCAGUACUGUGAUCAGCGCACACCUGAAGCCGCUACACUGCUCCCCCCCACGUUUUUUUUGUUGGGGGUUGUAUUAUUGUUAAUAUUGAUGACUGUUCAUCAUUCUUUUUUGGAAUCUGUUUCUUCAUGCGUGACAAUGCAUUAUUUUUCUUCUUUGGUAGAAGUGCUGCUUUUUGGAUUUAGGCCGUUUAGAUCAAGGGUUAAGGAUCAGAGAGUUCAGGAAGUGGAUCAUGUACACAGCGUGCCACCAUUUGCAGUAUGAGAACAAGAAUACAACAAAGCAAAACAACUUGUUUGACAUAAAGGAGUAGGAAGAGCAGCAACUAGCCAGUGGUUUAAAAUGUCAUCAGUUUUUGGAUGUUUUUUCUCCUCCAGUUCUGACAAACUUAACUUUGGUAUUGUCAGAUGACUUUUUUUGCUCCGAGAUGAUUUUUACUCAUCCAUUUCUGUUCCAACGUUAUACUGUGCAAAGAGGCAGGGGCUGCCUGUCCGGAGUAAAUCAGCAGAAGAACUGACCAAUUACUAUUUUUUAAACAUUUAUUUUUUGCCAAAUGUAGAUAAGCUGUGCUGGUUACUUAACUCUUGUUGACGAUUGACUUAAAUGAAAAUUGUGAUUGUUAAGCUACCAACAGUGGUCAUCAGAAAAGAGAUGUUUAUUAUGACAGAUGUGUAACUGUGCAGGAAGCCCCCGAAAUGACGGGGUGUCCUUUUUUGUGCCUGUUCCUUAUCUUUUCUCUUUUUUGACACUCGCCCCCUGACUGGGAAGAACUGUUUUUUCAUGCUGCAAUAUAUGCUUUUUAAGAGAAACUAGGUGGACUGAGAUGUUAGUAUAGUAAAACAAAAACAUUGUGUGAACGUCUUUGUUGUCAUCAUUGUCAAACUGGCACAUGGCAACUUUUGCACAUUUUCUUUUUACCCAUAAAGCCUUGGUGCUUUCCUAACGUGUAGAGAAGGGAUAGUUUUCAGUCGAAAGGUGAAUGGAUUUUAAAACCCAAUCAAGAAACAUCUCCCUUUAUAGUGUCAAAGGUCAAAUUAAAGACUGGCAGUGACCAUUUUGAAAGUUGAAACUACUUGAGGACUCCUGAAUAGGCAUUCCCAGUUACCUGGCUCUCUGUUAAAUGUUUUCAACACUCAUUUGCUGAGCUAGUCAGGACUCCGUGUUUAAUGGGGCCUGAAGCAAGCAUCUCUGUCUACCCAAUGUCAUUGGUUCCAUUUUACUGUGCGGUGACAUGCAUCUAUUUAUUGUCUUUGUAUUGCUCAUUGUCAAUACUAUGUUGUCAUUUUAGCGAAAAUACCCAAUGCCUGUUCGUUAAAUGUCUUAAUUGCCACUUGUUCAUAGUGUCUCUCCCUCUGUGUUGCCUUUUGACGUGUGUAUUUUAUUAUGCAUAUGUCUGCUUGGAAAAUGAAAAUUGCUUAAUUAAUGGAUGUUUAAUUUUGUAGUUGGAUUUUACUGCAAUAUUGAAAUAAGAUUAAUUUAUGCAAUUCUGUCACAUACUUUUUGUUUUUGUUUAAACUGAUCAAUGCUAAUUAUUCCUUAGUAACGUGCCUCAAACAAAGCCACCGCAUGCAGUUUCAACUAAGAAAUUUGUAUAAUGAAAAACAGAGCUUUAAUAAAGAACUCCAUGUUGAAUCUUC